Messenger RNA from Clunio marinus, 1761 nucleotides. The record is from the annotation of a GenBank genome assembly. Lineage: Eukaryota; Metazoa; Arthropoda; Insecta; Diptera; Chironomidae.
AUGAACGUUUUAAGAAAAUUCAAUUUAUUUUUGGUUUUUUUAAGUUCAGUGAAACUUUUUACAUCUGCAGGUUUCUUCGAUGUUAGUGAAAAUCAAAUAAUCCCACGAUACAUAAGUUUUUUGAUAAACGAGAACAACAAAAAGGAUCAAACACAAAACCAUAACGUUGCCAUUAUCAGAAUUGAAUAUAACCCAGUAACGGACAUUUUUGGGAGAGUUGCAGCUGAAAUUUUAAAGGAAAAUGUUUUCAAUUCGGUUGUCAUUUACGAUUACAUGAUCACAAAGCAGAGAAUUUAUAAAAAGAUUAUCUCAAGGGCUUCAUUCAUCAUUAUCGUAAGUGAUUUGUGGAACCGUUCGUUUUUGAUUCAAACACUCUCGAAUAUAUUCAUCAAUAAUCCUUGGAAGGAUUCAACUAAAUUCAUUUUCGUUUACUCUCAUGAUAAUCGUCUUACACCAGAGGCAAUGUAUGAGAUAUUCUUCGUUUUCGAAUGGCUUGGUGUUUUAAAUCUUAUAAUUACCAGUGAGCAACUUAUUUAUGGCAAGAAAAUUCGAGUUUAUGGAUCUAACGAGUUUCAAAACAGAGUUGUAUUCAUGAUACGAAAUCCUUCAAAUAUCGAUUCAGUUUUUCGCGAUAAACUAAAAAACCUUCGUGAUUAUGAAUUCAAGAUAUUCUUAACUGAUGAUGAUGUCAGAAUUGCGGUCAAUGAUAAAACGAGACCGAUCGAGGGCAUCGAUGUUUCGAUAAUGAAAAUCAUAGCAGAGAAGCAUAACGGCAGAAUAAUGUUCGAAACAUUAUUAUACAGUAGCGAUGCAAAUUUUCCAAACAAGUUUGUUGAUUUGCUAACGGGAAGAAAAAGUGACAUGACGCUCUCAACAAAUUAUUACAUGCAAAAAGUUCUCAAGUACAUUAACACUUUUGAUGAGAAUGGAUAUUGUGCUUUGGUUCCCAUUCCUCCGCGACUCACAUUCAUUGAUUAUAUCUUAACUCAUUUUGAUAACUAUUCUUGGGGAUUUAUGUGUUUAUCGAUCAUUGUUUGCAGUGUUUUUUGGAGAUUUUUGACGAGACAAACUUUCCCAAGCAACUCUUUGUUUUACUUUAUUUUUGGCGUUGUUGCAAACUUUGUGGGUCAAUCGAUUCCUUUUAGAAAAUCUCGAAGAAUUCAAGUUAUUUUACUUCAAUUGUGCAUUUUAAUGACGUUUAUUUUGGGAAAUGCUUAUCAAUCUCUUAUUAUUGGAUCAAUGUUAACUUCACGUGAUGGCGUGAGAAUGAAAACCUUCGAUGAACUAUUUAACAGCAACAUGUCAUUUAAAGUUGAUGGAAUGUUUUAUAAUAAAAUGAGCUUUUCUGAGGAUUAUCCUUCAGCUGUUAGUCGAAUGCAAGUGGUUAAUUCAGCACCAAAAGACAUUGAAAAAAGUGCAAGGGAGAACAUUGUACUCAUUGGUGGAUGUGAACUUAUCAAUCAGUUGAUGUUCUUUCAUGCUAACGCCUCUGUUAUACUUCAUUAUUAUUAUUUACUGCCUGAAAAAAUAAUGAAAUUUUAUGAGAGAUUUCCAAUAAACAAUCAAAGUCCUUUCUUUGACUUCAUACAAUCUAAUUAUCUUUACAUUUUUGAGUCGGGGAUUCAACAACCUCUGAAAUAUUUCUUUAGUUUAAUUGCUGGAAACAAAGCUUACUUAUUCAUCCAAGAUUCAGACGAUAACAACGAAACAGACGUGAAAAAAUUUGCUCUUAAAAAUUAUUAUCGCUGUUUACUAAAUUAA